AAUGACAAACGUCACAUAGCACUUUGUGACAUUUUUAUAGCUGCCUUUUCUUAUUUUUUGCAACUUGAGCUGUUUGCAAAAUGAGCCCCACCCUUUUUCUGCAAAUUUAUUAAUGAGCACCGCCCUACUACCUCAAUGGCAUCCAAAACUCUCCUGCUGGCUGCUGUUGCUGUAUUUUCUCUUUCCCUACCAACCGCAGUCUCUUCUUUAGAGUGUAGUUACGUGUUUCCGGAAUUCCAAAACCCACGGACCUGUCUUGAAUAUGACUUAACUACCCUCUCUACUUAUGGGCCUUAUAACAUCACUCCUAAUGGACCAACUGGGUUUAGAUAUUUGAUUAAGAUAUGUGACUUAGCAUCAACAGAUAGACCAGAUGCUUGUGCCAGUAAGCCAUUAGCUCCUGCUUAUGCUUAUAAUGUUGAAACUGAUGAGUGCUAUGCACUGGGCAAUCUUAAAUAUGAUUUUGCUUAUCCAUUGGAUCCAACUAACAGCAGGGCUGGUAUUAGAGUUACCUAUACCAAUGGAGAUGGUGGGAAUGGAGUAUGGCCUAGAGCUAUCAUCUAUGAUCUCUAUUGUGACACUUCUGGCACUGUUAAGACUCCAGAAUUCUCAUAUGAAUAUCCUGUGGAUACAUACAGAUUUACAUGGAGGACACAUUAUGCAUGUCCACUUGUACAGACUGGAAGGACUUGCUCUUUACCGAAAUUUAAUAAGACAUGGGAUUCACUUCGUUUUCGCACUGCUCCAUCUUGGUACGGGAAAGAAAAAUUUGGUAUAUUUGUAUGCCUUGGUCUGUACAGUGUUCCAGCAUACUUGAAUGAAUGGUACUGGGAGAGGCUGAUGACUGGUGAUCCAAGGUAUGUUGAGUUUCAUAAUAAGAACUAUGGAUGCAGUGGAGUUCAACCGAAAAAAUUCCCAUGCACUGGACCACCUUUCACUUUUCAGGAUUUUGCUCCAAUGCUUAAAAUGGAACUGUUUGAUCCAGACCACUGGGCCAGUGUAAUUAAAAAUGCUGGAGCUAAAUACAUUGUAUUCACUACUAAGCAUCACAGUGGAUGGACAAACUUCCCCAGUCCACAGCACUGGAACUGGAACAGCAUGGAUGUUGGUCCACACUUGGAUAUAACUGGUAAUUUGACAGCUAGCCUUAGGAAACAAGGAAUCUAUGUGGGGCUGUAUCAUAGUCUAAGAGAAUGGUAUCAUCCAUUGUAUUUGGAGGAUCAAAAAAAUAAUUGCUCUACUACUUCAUUUGUUGAUGAAGUUCUAAUGCCAACAUUGAAGGAUAUGACUCUUAAAUAUAAACCUGAUAUUAUAUGGGCGGAUGGAGCAGGUGAUGCUCCAUGUACUCAUGAUUCAAUUAAAUAUUGGAAGACUCCUGAAUUCUUUAGUUGGCUUUAUAAUGAGAGUCCUGUUAACAUGACUGUACUGACCAAUACCAGAUGGGGCAGUAAUUCUGUUGGUAGUUUCAUGGAAGGUGGAGAUAGAUUCACUCCUUACACUCUUAUUAAGAAUAAAUGGGAGACUCCAUACACAAUACAAAAGUCUUCCUGGGGAUAUGACAGAGUAGAAGAUUUAUCCUCUUUUUGGGACACAACUCACUGUCUAUACAUAUUAGUAACUACAGUCUCUUGUAAUGGUAAUCUAUUGCUUAACAUUGGUCCUAUGGCUGACGGUACCAUUGACCCUCUUUUUGAGGAGAUAUUGCUAGAGAUGGGACAAUGGUUAACAGUCAAUGGUGAGGCUAUAUACAACAGUAUACCAUGGACUCAUCAGAAUGACACUCCAGCAGAAGAUAUAUGGUACACAGCAUCUGAAGACUGGCAGAAUGUCUAUGCUAUUUCUUUCAGAGCUCCUACACCAGGUGGAGAGCUUGUACUACAGCAGCCUAAACCUUCUAAACAGACCACCAUGACACUGCUAGGAGCUGAUGGAAUCACUCUUGAUUUCACUGUUGAUUCUGAUGGAGGGGUACACAUUCACUUUCCAACUAACCUACCUUUUGCUAAACUUGCUGGUAAAGGAGCUUGGACCAUUAAAAUGACUAACGUCACAUAAUAUGACAAGCCUUGAUGUAAUAUCUGUGCAUUAACUGACAUUUGCUGUUCUUAUUUUGCUAAUUGCUUUUUAACUUUGCAACAAAAUGAGCCAUUCUUUCUGCA
Messenger RNA from Amphimedon queenslandica, 2159 nucleotides. Its product is annotated as tissue alpha-L-fucosidase-like. Gene Ontology annotation, molecular function: alpha-L-fucosidase activity. Lineage: Eukaryota; Metazoa; Porifera; Demospongiae; Haplosclerida; Niphatidae. The transcript is spliced from 15 exons. Gene Ontology annotation, cellular component: lysosome. Gene Ontology annotation, biological process: fucose metabolic process; glycoside catabolic process. The record is from RefSeq and is a predicted model, not a curated record. Bases 136 to 2055 code for a protein of 639 amino acids.